Molecule: messenger RNA, 7262 nt
Organism: Pongo pygmaeus (Bornean orangutan)
Lineage: Eukaryota; Metazoa; Chordata; Mammalia; Primates; Hominidae
Gene: AASDH
Product: aminoadipate-semialdehyde dehydrogenase
Exons: 15
Coding region: 3854-7153 (1099 amino acids)
Biological process (GO): amino acid activation for nonribosomal peptide biosynthetic process
Molecular function (GO): protein binding
Source: RefSeq, a predicted model, not a curated record
CACUGUAUUGGCCAGGACGGUCUUGAUCUCUUGACCUCGUGAUCCACCCGCCUCAGCCUCCCAAAGUGCUGGGAUUACAGGCGUGAGCCACCACCACUCCCAGCCUUCCACUGUACUUUCAUAGUUACCUGUUCUUUCCUCAUGCCCUGUGAAGAGGUGCCUUCCAUCAUGAUUUUAAGUUUCCUGAGGGCUCCCCAGCCAUGUGGAACUGAGUCAAUUAAACCUCUUUUCUUUUUUACCCAGUCUCAGAUAUUUACUUAAAACAAUGUGAGAACAGACUAAUACACCUGUCAAAACACCAAGCCUGAAAAACCUAACCACUAAUUUGCUCUCUGCCUUCUCCUGAGCAGCUGAACACUGUUAGAGUAAAUCACACAAUGCCUCAUUAUCCCAACUGUGAUAUGUGCUACAACAGCACGUAACAGGAGGACAAACCUUGUUUUCAGGUAGGGUCAAGGAUUUUCCAAAUUAUUUUUGAACUUUUUAAGAAAACAAUGACAUUGACAACUGAGAGAUAAGCCCUAAAAUAAGUAGAGUGUGCCAGUCAAGGUACAAAAUAUCAGCAGGGUACAGGGUGGGCAUUUGAUAUUUCCCUGCAACUGGAACAGUGUAAGUGGAUGGAGCAGAGUAAAAAAAAAGAUAGUUUGGGAAACAAGCGCCUAAGACAUGAAUCCCUGCUAUAAGGGUGCUAUUUAGUAUAGGAGGUCAGAUUUGGAAAUAAUGCAGCAACAGUAACAACUGAUGUUGUAAGAAAUAUAUGUCGCUGUCUGGGAAGGGUCUGGUAUUGAAACCUAUUUUAAAGUUAGUAAGAUAGCCUGUUAACUGUUUUAUGGCAGUAAACUUGGAUUCCUGGGUGACAAAGAACUUUGUAAUUUAUGGCAAAAGCAGAAGCCAGAACUUCAUGUUUAUGCGUUUUCCAUGUCCCCCAAGUCCCACUGGGAUGGUGAAGAUGGGCCUCCAUGGAUGUCUGCAUGUGUAGUCAGUGGGUUACAUCAUAGGAGAGGAAUACUGAGUUUGGGGGAUUCACUACUUUUGUAGUUAAGUGGAAGCAAGCCUACUCUUUGGGAAGAAUACUUCAGCUAUGAAACUGAUCAUCCCAAACAACCCUGAAAAAUGAUCUAGGUAAAGAGCAGUUAGGACCUUACGUUCUUGGCAAACCCAGAAUUUGCAGGUCCCAUGACAAAUGACCCCUCCCAAGAGUAUGGUGGGUUCAUGGGAUGGAGUUUGGAGGAGUCUGGAUAAAUUAUUCUUUAGGGCUUGAAGAAAGGCAUCACUGAGGAAGUGAUGUUUAAGCUGUAUUUUCAUCAAGCAGGCAUGGAGAAAGAAGGGUAUUUCAGCCUGAGCCCAGCCAAAACAGGUGUGGAAACAUGAUAAGGACUUUGUAUGCUCAGAACUCUUACUAGCCUCUCAUUAUGACUAGAGUUUACAGUAUCAGGUGUAGGGAAUGUGGAAGAUGGGUGGGGGAGCAGUGGCCUGCUGUGAGAGACCAGGUUAGAAAGAAAAUAAACUCUCUUGUUUACCUUGCUGAAGAGUCUGAAUGUUAUGCAGGCAACGAGGGAUCAUUGAAGCUUCUUAUUCUCAUAGCAGAAGAAUGCUAUGACUGAUCUGGUAUAUGUUUUAGAAUGAUCACCCUGGAUUAUCAGGUAAAAAUGCUGUCUUAAACAUAGUGUUCUACAUUUGCUCCCUAAGACUCCCUGAAAAUGACAGUAACAGGAUUUUUAAAGUCAUACACCCUUAAGGGUUAAAGAAAAGGAAUAAUGGAAAUGAAAUUCUGGAAUCAAUAGCAAAGGGCUCAGUUGACUUGAAAAAGCUGAAUUCUAAACCCCCAGUGAGCAAAACCAACAAGCAAUUCUAUUUGUAUCACAGAAGCCCCUAAAAAGCUCCAAAACUGGCUUCAGGAAGUAGAAGUGAAGAGGGUACCUAAAAGGACUGGAAGUUCAUUUAGGAGAGUGUUAUAUCCUUUAUGCCACCCCCAGCCCCCGCCUUAUUCUGAAGUCUUUUUCUAUUGUUCAGGAGUAAAACAGGGUCUCUGUAAUGGAGGACAUCAGGCACCUAAAACAAAAGAGAAUUAAGUGAAAAUUGUACUACAUUCUGAGACACACCCCGGCCUCCAUACCCCUCCUCUCCCACUUGAUUUUCAACAAACGUCCCAUGGGCUCAACAGCUUCCAAUCAACUUUUAAAUAUACCCGCACUUACAUAUGAGCAGAUAAGGACCACCAGACAUCCUAGGAAAGCCUCUAAUAUGAAAGAGCACAAAAUCAACAGAAGAAAGAAAAAGGAAACUUGAGGGAAAUAGAUACUGCAAGGGAAGAAAAACUUUAAAAAAGAUAUCAUUAAUAUCAGAGAGUUGGAUGAUGAUACUGGAAUAAUAAAACAUCAUUUUGGCAGCAAUUUAGAGUCAAUCAGAGGCAAACAAAACUGAAAACGUCUUAGGAAAAAGCUGACCAAGAAGACCUGAACUAAAGUAGCAGUAAUGGCGAUGAACAUGACACUUAAAAAACGCAGGUUCUAGGCCCCUCACUAGAAAACUAGGGGAUGAACCUCUGGGGAUGGAGUCCAGGAAUUUGGAAUCUUCUAAAACAUCACCACUGGCAAUUCUGAUGUAGCCAGCUGGGUGCUGGUCUCAAGACUGAGAACCAGAGGACAUAGGGACUAAUCGGAUGUAGGAGGGUAAGAAAGUGGGAAGGUUGUUAACUGGCUGGCUGGGUGGAGGAUGGUGUCAUCCCAACAUAGAAACAUAGACAAGAUACACUUUGCCCACUUCCAACCUAAAUACAUAAAUAAGGCUAUGUUAGUUUGAGUAGUCCAUGGUAAAUUUUGGAAAAGUAUAGUUGGCAUGUGGAGAUAUUUUUUGCUUAGAUUAGUACCACAGUUUUCUUGUCACCAACAACUACGGCUGCAAGAGCGUCCAAUGCUUUUUUCCCACGUACUGUUUUGAUGCAGAGCUGUCUUCGCAGUCCCUCCCCCGGCUAAAACCCACCAAACAAAAAAAUCACGAUUACUCUGCCACCAGACAGUAGCUUUAAAACACCAAUGUUAUUGCCCUUGACGCUUAUUGUAAUAAUUGACAUGUCUCCAACUGUAACAAUUCCCUUGGAAACAGAAAAUUCUAUUCAGGCAUAUAGUUUACAAGACUCCACCUCGGACCUGCUUUAAUUUCUUUACAGGUCCUAGUAAAUGCUCCUAUCAAAUUCCUUAGUUAUCGUUUCAAGCUGCUUCCCAAUUAAAAUGUCAGCAUCAUGAUGACAGGAACGUCGUUUGCAGGCGUCACUGCUGCAGCCAUAUCUCCAGCACGUUUCCAGAAAAUGUCAUUGGUUGAAAGCAAUAACUCUCCUAUUUCACAAUUAUUUCAUCUCUCGUCACAUCAACCCUAGGUGAUGUUUUUAUUCUCACCUUAUGAACGAGAAUACUGCUGCUCAAAAUUCAAGAGUCUUGCCCAGAGUUUCUUGGGAAGUACGAAAGGGUUAUGGCUCCAAACUGGUCAGCUCCAAAGUCCUUGCAAACCCUGUCCGAGACCAUGCACGACCCCAAGGAGCGCCUGAGCAGAUAACCAAAAGUGAAAAAGCCUGCAGAACUCUUGACUCAAGUUAGCGCCUCGGCUUCAGGAGAGGCAGCGCCAGAGGGACACAGCCUGCCCGGGGUCGCUCGCACUGACGUCACGUAGCGACGCGGAAGAUUCACGUAUGGGGCCUCGCUCUGGGAUAGCUUUACUGCUUCUGGGAGCUGCUGCUUCGCUGUGAGAAGUAUCCGUGACGAGCUAUCCGGUAAAGGUCCGAAUGAGAUCAAACCUAAUCCGCGAGACUUGCUAAGGUUCUGUGCUACAAAUUGAUGUUUAGAUAAACGUCAGUGAAAUGACUCUUCAGGAAUUGGUGCAUAAGGCUGCCUCCUGUUAUAUGGACAGAGUAGCUGUAUGUUUUGAUGAAUGCAACAACCAGCUUCCAGUUUACUACACCUACAAGACUGUGGUUGAUGCUGCUUCUGAAUUAUCAAAUUUUCUGCUGUUACACUGUGACUUUCAAGGAAUUCGGGAAAUUGGUCUCUACUGCCAACCUGGGAUAGACUUACCCUCUUGGAUUUUAGGAAUUCUCCAAGUCCCAGCUGCUUAUGUACCUAUCGAGCCAGAUUCACCACCGUCAUUAUCAACUCAUUUUAUGAAAAAAUGUAAUCUAAAGUAUAUCCUUGUUGAAAAAAAACAAAUUAAUAAAUUUAAAUCUUUUCAUGAAACAUUAUUGAACUAUGAUACAUUUACAGUGGAACAUAAUGACCUAGUGCUCUUCAGACUUCACUGGAAAAAUACUGAGGUGAACUUGAUGCUAAAUGAUGGAAAAGAGAAAUAUGAAAAAGAAAAAAUAAAAAUCAGCGUAAGUUCUGAGCAUGUCAAUGAAGAAAAAGCAGAAGAACACAUGGAUCUGAGGCUAAAGCAUUGCUUAGCCUAUGUUCUACAUACAUCAGGGACUACAGGGAUACCGAAGAUUGUCAGAGUGCCUCAUAAGUGUAUAGUACCAAAUAUCCAGCAUUUUCAGGUACUUUUUGACAUCACACAAGAAGAUGUUUUGUUUCUGGCUUCACCUCUGACCUUUGAUCCUUCUGUUGUGGAAAUAUUUCUUGCUCUAUCAAGUGGUGCCUCUCUGCUUAUUGUACCAACUUCCAUCAAGUUGCUCCCAUCAAAAUUAGCCAGCGUUCUCUUUUCCCAUCAUAGAGUGACUGUUUUGCAGGCAACACCAACAUUGCUUAGAAGAUUUGGAUCUCAGCUUAUCAAGUCAACUGUUUUGUCAGCCACUACUUCACUUCGAGUAUUAGCCCUUGGUGGUGAAGCGUUUCCAUCAUUGGCAGUUCUCAGAAGCUGGAGAGGAGAAGGCAAUAAAACACAAAUAUUUAAUGUUUAUGGUAUCACAGAGGUAUCAAGUUGGGCGACCAUUUAUAGGAUUCCAGAGAAGACUCUUAACUCUACUCUCAAAUGUGAAUUGCCUGUACAACUGGGAUUUCCACUUCUUGGAACAGUAGUUGAAGUCAGAGAUACUAAUGGCUUCACAAUUCAAGAAGGCAGUGGCCAAGUAUUUUUAGGUGGCAGAAACAGAGUAUGUUUUCUUGAUGAUGAAGUGACAGUACCACUUGGCACAAUGCGAGCUACAGGAGACUUUGUGACUGUGAAAGAUGGAGAGAUUUUUUUUUUGGGACGAAAAGACAGUCAGAUCAAACGUCAUGGCAAACGUCUUAACAUUGAACUUGUGCAACAGGUUGCUGAAGAGCUUCAGCAAGUGGAGUCUUGUGCAGUUACAUGGUAUAAUCAGGAAAAAUUAAUUCUCUUCAUGGUGUCUAAAGAUGCUUCAGUAAAAGAAUACAUUUUUAAAGAACUGCAGAAGUAUCUUCCAAGUCAUGCAGUCCCGGAUGAGCUUGUAUUGAUCGAUUCUCUACCAUUUACAUCCCACGGCAAAAUUGAUGUUUCUGAGUUAAACAAGAUUUAUUUAAACUACAUAAACUUGAAGUCUGAGAAUAAGCUCAGUGGGAAAGAGGACCUUUGGGAAAAAUUACAGUAUUUGUGGAAGUCUACUCUGAAUCUCCCAGAAGAUCUUUUGAGGGUUCCUGAUGAGUCACUCUUCUUAAAUAGUGGCGGAGAUUCCUUAAAGUCCAUCCGGCUCCUCAGUGAGAUUGAAAAACUUGUUGGUACAUCAUUACCUGGGCUUCUGGAAAUUAUUCUCAGCAGUUCCAUUUUAGAGAUUUAUAAUCACAUCCUUCAAACAGUGUUUCCAGAUGAAGAUGUGACAUUCAGGAAGAGUUGUGCCACAAAAAGGAAACUCAGCCACAUUAAUCAAGAGGAAGCCAGUGGAACAUCUUUACAUCAGAAAGCCAUCAUGACUUUCAGUUGCCACAAUGAGAUUAAUGCUUUUGUUGUACUGAGCAGAGGGAGUCAAAUUUUGUCUCUGAAUACCACUAGGUUUUUAACAAAGUUAGGACAUUGCUCUUCAGCCUGUCCUUCUGAUUCAAUUUCACAGACCAACAUUCAAAAUUUGAAAGGCUUAAAUUCUCCAGUUAUUAUUGGGAAGUCAGAAGAUCCAUCCUGUGUUGCAAAAGUUUCUGAAGACGGGAAACCUGUGAUAGGGACUCAGAAAAUGGAGUUACAUGUGAGGUGGAGGUCAGACACAGGCAAAUGUGUAGAUGCUUCACCGCUGGUUGUAAUACCCACUUUUGAUAAGUCAUCUACAACUGUGUACAUUGGUUCCCAUUCUCAUAGAAUUAAGGCAGUUGACUUUUACUCUGGAAAGGUAAAAUGGGAACAGAUUUUGGGAGAUCGAAUUGAAUCCUCAGCAUGUGUAUCUAAGUGUGGAAACUUUAUUGUGGUGGGCUGUUAUAAUGGAUUAGUUUAUGUUCUGAAAAGUAAUAGUGGAGAAAAAUACUGGAUGUUUACUACUGAAGAUGCUGUCAAAAGCUCGGCAACCAUGGAUCCAACCACAGGACUCAUUUACAUUGGAUCUCAUGACCAGCACGCAUAUGCUUUAGAUAUUUAUAGAAAGAAGUGUGCUUGGAAGUCAAAAUGUGGAGGAACUGUCUUUUCCUCUCCGUGUUUGAACCUGAUUCCACAUCAUUUGUAUUUUGCUACAUUGGGAGGACUUUUACUGGCUGUAAAUCCUGCUACUGGGAACGUUAUUUGGAAACAUUCCUGUGGAAAACCACUCUUCUCUUCCCCACGAUGUUGCUCACAGUAUAUUUGUAUUGGCUGUGUAGAUGGGAAUUUACUCUGCUUUACUCACUUUGGAGAACAGGUUUGGCAGUUCCCUACCAGUGGACCAAUCUUUUCAUCCCCGUGUACCUCACCAUCAGAGCAAAAAAUAUUUUUUGGUUCCCAUGAUUGCUUUAUCUACUGUUGUAACAUGAAAGGUCACCUGCAGUGGAAAUUUGAAACUACUUCAAGGGUCUAUGCAACACCGUUUGCUUUCCGUAACUACAAUGGCAGCAAUGAAAUGUUGCUGGCAGCAGCAUCUACUGAUGGGAAAGUGUGGAUCUUGGAAUCUCAGAGUGGACAAUUGCAAAGUGUUUAUGAACUUCCUGGAGAAGUCUUCUCUUCUCCUGUGGUCCUGGAAUCAAUGCUCAUUAUUGGGUGUAGAGAUAAUUAUGUUUAUUGUCUGGAUUUAUUGGGUGGCAAUCAAAAAUAAUCAAAUACAGUCCUUAUUUGUAUAACAAAUGUGAGAUAUUUGAAAAUAUUUUACCAUUAUAGAGCAUGUGGACUUAUUUUAUAUUAAAGAUUAUAUUUUGGCUAAGAAA